CCUAGGCGGGCAGAACAGGAGAAUCCAAAGGCGUGGUGGGCGGCUUGAACCAUGGCGGACGCGGAGAAAAACGCUGUUGCGGAGAAAAACGCUGUUGCGACCAAAGAGGUUCUGGCGGAGGCAGCAGCUGUUCUAGAACCUGUAGGCUUGCAGGAAGAAGCAGAGCUGCCUGCUAAGAUCAUGGAGGAGUUUAUGAGGAACUCGCGGAAGAAAGACAAGCUGCUUUGUAGCCAGCUUCAAGUAGUGAACUUCUUACAGACUUUUCUGGCUCAGGAGGAUAACCCUGACCAGAACCCAGAUGCGUUGGCUUCUGAAGAUGACAGUCGACAAAAGGCAACUGAAACUAAGGAGCAGUGGAAGGACAUGAAGGCCACAUACAUGGAUCAUGUGGAUACCAUAAAAUGUGCCCUGUCUGAGGCCUUACCUCAGGUUAAAGAGGCUCACAGGAAGUACACAGAGCUUCAGAAGGCUUUUGAGCAACUCGAGGCUAAGAAGCGAGUCCUUGAGGAGAAACUUCAGCUAGCUCAGAAGCAGUGGGUGCUGCAACAGAAGCGUUUGCAGAAUCUGACAAAGAUUUCUGCAGAGGUCAAGAGGCGCCGGAAGAGGGCUCUGGAGAAGCUUGACGGAUCCCACCAGGAACUGGAAACCUUGAAGCAGCAAGCAGGACAGGAACAGGAGAAGCUGCGGAACCAGAGCUACCUCCAGCCACUGUGUUCCCUGCAGAAUAAGCUGGCCAUCUCUGAGGGCAAGGCUGAGGACAAAGAUGUCAAAGGGCGAGCCCUUCCAGCCAAAUCCAAAUCUCCUUAAAGAUGAAAGGAUGAGAAGAGAGCCAGAUUC
Mus pahari (shrew mouse) is the source of this 837-nucleotide messenger RNA. RefSeq names its product ZW10 interacting kinetochore protein (gene Zwint). The record is from RefSeq and is a predicted model, not a curated record. Lineage: Eukaryota; Metazoa; Chordata; Mammalia; Rodentia; Muridae. Gene Ontology annotation, biological process: mitotic sister chromatid segregation; mitotic cell cycle checkpoint signaling; establishment of localization in cell. Gene Ontology annotation, cellular component: kinetochore; cytosol; dendrite.